Mytilus californianus (California mussel) is the source of this 7935-nucleotide messenger RNA. RefSeq names its product SH2B adapter protein 2-like. Bases 126 to 1865 code for a protein of 579 amino acids. Gene Ontology annotation, cellular component: plasma membrane. Gene Ontology annotation, biological process: intracellular signal transduction. The record is from RefSeq and is a predicted model, not a curated record. Gene Ontology annotation, molecular function: transmembrane receptor protein tyrosine kinase adaptor activity. The transcript is spliced from 7 exons. NCBI's taxonomy places the organism in Eukaryota, Metazoa, Mollusca, Bivalvia, Mytilida, Mytilidae.
UUCCGGUUACAAUGACUGAAGUGCAACUCCGUACAAAACACUGAGGUAUGGAAAGUAAAACCAGCAUAAAAGGUAAAGGGAAGUUAAAAAUUAAUAAGAAGAUAAACAAUGAAGAUUAUUUGUAAAUGGCAUCCAUGAACGGCGAACUUUCAAGUGCAUCAGAAAGCACAUCGUGGGAAGAUUUCUGCGACAGCAGGGCCGAAACUGCAUCGGAAAAUUUUGUAAAAGACUUCCUGGAUUUUCGACGUGUGAAUGGCAAUUGUCAGGUUAACGAUCCCUUACAGUAUGCCAGAAAAUUUGUGGACUAUUUCCUGAAAUAUUUCGAUGAAAAAUUGAAAAGAAGUUCUUAUUAUCAGGAGUCAAACCAAACAGUUCCAAAACUUAGUCUCAGUUCAGUUCCACACAGACUGACACCACAGAUUAGUUUACAUGACGACUAUGACGAUGAUCCACAAAUUGUCCCUCAGGUUAAUUUGUCAAGAAAUGGGGAGACAUCAAAAUCUGUUAAAAGUCCACAUCACAGAAAAGGGGGCUUACUCCGAAAAUUUUCACUCAGGGGAAUACGGAAGAAAGGUAAGCAUCAGGUAGAAGAUGUGAAUAAUGACCAGCCCACUCAAGAUUCUAAAAAACAUAAACAUAUUAAUCCACUUAAACACGAGAAAUUACAAAAACAAUCAAAACUAUUGGAAGUUAAUGAAAACUGUGUCAAGGAAGGAAUAGUUCAUGUUCUGACCGGAGAAGAUGCCAAAGGAAAGUCAAGAUGGGAGAAAACAAGAUUGGUAUUACUGACGAAAGAUGGAGGCAGCUCAUUAGAAUUUUAUUCACCUCCAAAGUCCUUAAAACCCAAAGCCGGUUUGUUUUGUUUCCUGAUCACUCAAGCCAGGGUGACUACAUCCCUAGAGAUGCCUGACCAUGAAUACACAUUUGUUUUAAAGGGUCAAGGUACAAGUGAGUUUGUGAUUGAGGCACAUGAUAUGAAUGAAGUACAUUCAUGGUUAGAUGCUUUAAGAACACGCAUCAAUACCUCACUUGAUGUUCCUGAGGAUGAUUUGGAACCCACUCCUUCAAUGAGGCCAAGACUUGCCACAGCCCCUAGUGGAAGGACAGAAUCUCCUAGUCCUGGAAUUAUCCAGUCAAGCACAUCACAGCGAAGUCUUACAAGUAACCCUCCUGAUGUUCCUCCAAGACCAAGUCCAAGAUCGUUACCUAGGACAGAGCAUAUAUCAACUUCUCUCAGACAUAUAGGGGAUCAUUUAGAAUCACAUAAUCGGGAUUCAUCAGGAGACAUACAGAUAGAACAAACAUUACGGGAGUAUCCAUGGUUUCAUGAAAAUUUAACAAGAUCUGAAGCAGCUCAGUUAGUCCUUCAGCAAGGCCCAACAGGACAUGGGGUGUUUCUAGUUCGACCCAGUGAAACAAGAAAAGGAGAAAGUGUUCUAACUUUCAAUUUUCAAGGAAAAGCUAAGCAUUUAAGAAUGACUUUAAAUAAUGAUGGUCAGUGUCGUGUACAGCAUUUAUGGUUCCAGUCUAUUUUCGAUAUGUUAGAACACUUUAGAACUCAUCCGAUUCCAUUAGAAUCAGGAGGAACAUCUGAUGUGACUUUAACAGAUUAUGUGGUGGCAAUAGAGAGACCAGUGACUCCAAACUUACCGCGAGGCUCGCCUAGAUCCCGCGGUGGUGGCCAUCAUGGAUCUAAUCCAAAUCUUGGUAAUAAUUCCUUAGGAGCUAUGGGAGGCAGUCAGGAAAAUCGUGAUAUAGUUGUUGUUCAUGGAUCAGUGAGAGCACGGACAGAAUCAAUAGAGAAUGUGAUGCGUGAACAGGGACAACACGGACGUGCAAUUGAAAAUCAGUACUCAUUCGUAUGAUUCUCAUCAUAUUCUUAAAGUUUUCUGCCACACUUUUUAGAAAUGGUAUUGGUAGAAUCAUGUUAAGCCUUUUAUUUCUUUCAUAUACUACUGUAAACUUAUAUUUUUUAGGGGCUUCUUUCUGAAUACUGGUUUCUGUAGUCUAGAUUGCUGGUCUAUCUGUACAGAUCCCUGACCUCUGGCAUGGCCCCUUAAAUUUCUUGUUAAAGAUUUUUUUUAAUGUUUUUAUAAAAAUGUAAGGUUCCUUUUUUUUUUUGCUUUUGUUCUUUUAUUUAGCCCUUUUACAGUAGGCCAAAUAAAAUAAUGUGUGUGGUUUUAAUUUUUGUUUUUGGGGAGCAUUUUAGUAAGCUCUGUUAAAGUCACAAUGUGUUCUAUGUUUGUUCCAUAUAAGGAAAAUCAAUGUUGCUAGAACCACACAUAGUAUUUUAUUUGGCUUUGUCACAAAUUCCAAAUGAACUUGAGAAUCACUCUGGAAAAGGCUGAGUUAUACUUUCAAUUAAUGAAUAUUGUUAAAUAUUUCUUAAUUAAUUAUACCAGACCAGAUUUUUUAUUCACUACAUGUUGAAAUAUUCUAAGUAUGAAAAUCUUAACUUACUGAUGUAAAGUAUGUUUUAUUAUAUAAUGUAUUUGGCAAUACAUAUAAGUGACUGCAUGUCAAAUUGUUACAGAUACAAGAUAUUUGGAUUUUGUUUUUUCCCACCUGCCUACCAUGGACAGCCCCCCUCCCCCUUUUCGUUUUUUCAUUUAUAUUUAACUUUUUAUAUUUGGUAGAAAUAUUGAAUACAAAUGCUUUUCUCUUUUUUGCAAGAAAUUGUAUAUAUAUCACUUUUUAUGAUAGAAAGAACAAAAAUGGCAUGUCUACUCUGUAGGCUGUAUGCCCAAAUUUCAAUGUGACCACUUGAAUUCAUCUGAUUGCCUGGUUGUUCAAAUAACAUUUUUUAAAUAAUGCUUUUUCAUUUUUCUCUAAAAAAAAGAUGAAAGAUUUGUAUAAUGAAUAAUAUCAUUGUAAAGCAAGUGGCAUUAAAUCUUUAACAUUCAUCUUUUUUUCUUAAAAUUUAGCUCUAGUUGUAAGAUGAAUCAUAUUUAAUGGCAAAGUAAUCUUAAAUAUGCUACCAAUUUGAAUUUUACAAAAAAAAUUUAAAAAAUUUAUGAUGAUGAAUGCAUUGAAUUCUUUUGUCAAAAAUAUGUUGAGAAAGUUGGUUUUGUUUUGAACUUUGCACAUAAGAAACUUUAGAAAUCAAUUCCUUCAAACAAUAAUUUAGAUUUUUAUUGGUAGCACCCUACCCUUAAAUUGGAGUUCUCGCUUGUUACAUGAAUUUUUUUCUUCAUGUUCGUGGAAUUAUCAUGUAUAAUGGUUAGGUUUUUUAUACAAAUAAAAAAUGGCUCUUAUAUGCAUACAUAUUUUUUGUGCAGUUCAUUGAAUCACUUUUAUGUUUUCAAAAAACACAAAUAUUUAUAUUUAUAUAGGUUCAAAUAUUGUAUAUUACUGAAAUGAAUUUUUCAAAUGUCUUCUCUGGUUUUAUGUUCAUGAAACACAAAGAUUUAUAUUUAUAGAUACAAAUAUUGUAUGUUGCAGAAAUGAAUUUUUCAGAUAUCUACUCUGAUUUUAUGUUAAGGAUACUAGUAGAUAAUACUUUUGUUAUACAGCACACACACAAGUUGAUCAUUUUAAACAUCCCUUAUGCUAAUGUUUAGUGAAUCCAUUUCAAACAAGGGGCACUUUUCACAAAAGUCUUUCGACAAAAAUGGAUUGUAAGUUAUACAUUUUUGUACUGAUAAUAUUUUUGUUAUACAGCACACACAAGUUGAUCAUUUUAAACAUCACUUAUGCUAAUGUUUAGUGAAUCCAUUUCAAACAAGGGGCACUUUUCACAAAAAGUCUUUCGACAGAAAUGGAUUGUAAGUUAUACAUUUUUGUACUGAAAUGUUCAUGACUUACAUGUACUGUAAAUUCGGAAAUUAUAGUGUGUAUUUAUUUUUUCCAAUUUUUGAAGAAUGGACAUAAAUGCGAGAUUAAUUAUUGACAUUUCAAGAAAAUCUGUACACAGAUAUAAGAAUGCAAGUUCUUGUUAUUGCAAUAAUCACCAAGUCACAUUAUUCGCAUUAAUAAAAACCUUGCAAUAAUUUCUGAAUUUUCAGUAUUUGAUCUGAUAAGAUUUUUAAUGACAGGAUUGUUGAGGGAUAAAAGUUCUCUGAUUUACAGCCCUGUUGUACAUACAAAUUAUAUUUUAGAGUGAUUCAACUAGAAUAACUACUGUUCACUGGGUUUUACAACCAUGAGUGAUUUUUUUACUAGACCAUGGAGUGUUAACUGUAGAUUCUGUUAAAUGUCAUGGUACUAGAUUUUAAAUUUAGAUUUCUGCUCAGUUUACUCUAAAUUCAGAAAUUUUUGCAUGCAUUUAUUAUUACAAAUUUUGAAAAAAAUGAGAAAAAAAAUGCGGGAAAUGUUGCAUAGAAAUAAUGCAAUCAAAAUGUUUAAUAUUGACAAAUAUAUCCUGUUGCAAUUUUUCUUAAAAAUGUCUGAAUUUACCGUACUUAUCUGCUGUUCUUAUGUACACCUUUGUCUAAUGACAAUAUUUAUUCAAGUUUACACACUGAUGUAUUUGUUAAGUUUUCAUAUCAUGUUUUUGGUUGUAUACUUUUGAACUUUUAUUGCUAUUAUAAACAUAAAUUAUGUACUAAAAAUAUUGCAACCUUGUUCAGGGGACUCUUAAAAAUGGUUUUAAUUAAUAUUAGGUGAUAACAAAGGAGUGUUUACACAAACAUGUACUUUUAAACUAGAUGCAAGGUUCUUCUAAAAGUUUUUUAUCAGGCAGUUCAUACAGUGGCAGAUUUAGGGGAGAGGGGACCUAGAGGGCCUAACAAGGUUGCAACAGUACUAACAAAGUUUACAUACUUUAUACAAAUGUUUUGCAAUGAAUAUUGAAGAAUUUUAAAAUGUGUGGGUCAUUUCAGGGUUUAGUAGAUUUCUAGUUAAAAUGACCAAUUUUAAACCCUUAAAUAUUUGCAUGUGUCUUGUUUUGCUCUUAAUGCUGCCAGAAAUAGACAUUCGUUUUCUCUACCUGCCUUUGCAUCUCAAAUUCACGUCUACUGGGUUUCAAGAUAAUUUUGAACUUUGUGUAAUAUGAUUUAAUUGAUCAAUUUUAUGCAAUAACAUAGCUUUACUUUACCAGUAGUUGCUUUAUUGGUCCUUUAUUUCAUUUGAUUAUAUUAUCAAUUUUCCACUCAUCCUGUAUAUCCAUGAAAUAUUUGCCACUGGACAUUAAGCAAACAACAACCAUUUGAUAUUUGACCUCCAUGGGUCAACUGAAAUGGUCAUCAUAACAACAAAUAGAAUGUUUAGUUUCUUGAAAAAAAAUCUGAGGAAUAUAUCUUUAUUGUCAUAUAAACAUAAUUAGUUUGUGACAAAAACCAAAAAACAAAAACAAACAUAAUAUAGCAAAGAAAUAACAAUGCUAUAAGAAAUGAACACAUGGAAAAAAAUUAUAAGAUUUCUGCCCUCAGUUCUAAUGACUGUUUUAUAAAGGAGCCAAUAUUUUUAACAUGUUCCAUGAUAGAAGGGUUUAGCCUUUCUUUUACCUUUUGUUCUUGGGUAAGAGACAUAAAAUUAUCAGAAGGUAAACAAUUUUCAAAUAGAUUAUCCCUUAGUCUUUUGUUACAUUCUAGGAGGAAGUGUUUUUCAUCCAGCAGCAAGUGGCACAGUUUACAUAGUCUAUCCUUUCUAGGAAUUUUAUAAUAGCGACCCUUUUCUAUUUCUAAAUUAUGGUCACUAAUUCUCAACUUAGUGAAGCAUUUUCUUAUAGAAAAGUCAUUGGAAGCUAAAUAAAAUUCCCUAUCCAAGCUAAGUUUUAAAUUUUUAUGAAGUAACAGUUUGCUAUUUUCAUCAUAACUAUAUAUUCUGUUUUCAAAAAUAUUUUUAUAUUUUUUUUUAAAUUCAUUUUUAAUCAAGGGCUUUAAAGAGAAUAGUUAUAUUGAUUGAAAAAAUUUCAACAAUAUUGAUACAGUAUUUUGAUAUGAUGAUUCAUACUUGAACAUCCAAUGAGGUUCACGAUGGGGGUCCUUCAUUGCUGUAUUCUUCAAAUCUUUAAAAAUAACACUAUUUCUGUAAUAUUUAUCAUGAAAAUGUAUUUUACUGUUAAUUUUUUCUGAAAUUAUAUGAUUUCUUUAUUCUGUUUUUUGUUCGUUACUGUAAUCGGUAUUGUAUUACCUAAUUCUUUUAUUUACCACUGUUAUUCUUUACACUUUUGCACCCCAUUAUUCUCUAUUCAUUAAUUUUUAUGGUCAUUAUAUUAUUUGGCCACUUUUCUCUAUUCUUUAAACCCCAUCCAGACCCUCAAUAUCAAAAGGUACUUUUGAACAUCUAGAUAAAUUCCUUUGCUUAAGAAUCGAAUAACAAAAAAUAUAUCUUUUUUUUUUCCCAUAAAGUGUUGUCGAAAGAAUUGUCAGUAUCCACUUAGAAUUUUUCUUGGAAUAACUGUAUAAUUCAUUAUCUGAAUCAAAAGAGGUUUUUUAAAACAGAAAUGGUCUGAAGUGUAGUCAUGGUGUUAUCUAGCUCAGAUGUAGGGUGAAUUGUUGAUUCUUUGUAAGUAAUUCUAAUUCAGCUAGAGUUAUUUCCCUUUGAGCACAUUUUUUUUCUUUCAUGUAAUUUAUGUAUUAAAGUUUGACAUCUUUUAACAAAAAAUUGUGAAAACGUCAACUACAUUGAUACUUCAAAAUUAUGUUUAUUCUAUAAUAUGAGGCAUUGCCUAUGCUUAAAAACUAUAUUGUUAUUUAAUUGACAACUACACGUCAAUUUUUUAUGAUAAAUGUAGAAAUUGGAUAUGUUAUUUUUGGGGUUAAAUAAGAGUUAAUUCAUACAUUACAGUGAAGUUUCAUGCUUUAAUAUUUUAAUGAUUUUAUUUUUUAUUAUUCAGGAUCAUACGAUUGGAACAACUACGUUUUUAUUUUUAGAAGUUUUUAAACAGAGUUUUUUUAUUAUAUGAUGAUCAUCAGUCUUGAGUUGAUUAAUUUGAUUGUUUUUGUUAAAUAUGUUUGAAUUAUUAUCUUCAGACUAUAUACUUAACCAAAUAGCUUUUUAAAACAGAGAAUCUAUCAUGAAAAUUAUGAGUAUUUAAUAAGAGACCAAUGUUUGGUUUUUAGUACUUUACAUCAACAGUAAGUGCUAGUUAUAUAGAUAUUGAAAUACCUGUCUAAAAUUUCUAAACCUUUUACACUCGAGGCAAGGAUGUUAACAACUACUGGGUUUUUCUCAUUGUUGAAGGCUGUAUGGUUGCCUAUAAUUGCUUACAUCCACUUCAUUUGAACUCUGAUGGAUAGUUGUCUCAUUGGCAAUCAUACUAAAUCUCCUUAUUUUUAUACAGUUUACUGUAUAGUCUUCAACAAAGACAAACCCAUACCAAAUAGUAAGCUAUAAAAGACAUAGGAUAACAAUACAGGAGAGAAAAUUAAUUUGAGCUAAUUAAUCACAUUAUAUGAAACACAAAUCUGACAGACGGCAACCAAUGACAACCAUUGGACUAAUGGUUUAUGAUUUGUUUACACAAUUUAAGUGUUCAGGCUACCAGAUCAUUAAAAAUUGGGUUCCUUUUUUUUUAUCUUGUUUUUGCUUUCCCUUUUAUAAAUAACUAUGGUACAAAAAAUUUUAAAUAUGAAAAAAAAGUGAAAUAAAUCAUACAGAACUUCACCCUCUAGGAUAUUUUCUUCAGAGGGAGAUUCUGCACUUUGGAAAUUUUACAUCUAAAUAAUAAGCAGUUUUUAAAAAAAUAUGUUUAAAAUUAAAGCUGUCUCUUCAAAUAAAAAUCAUCAUUUUAAUUAAUGAAUGAAAAUUAAAACAACUUGAGAAUUUCAUGUCUUUAAAGCACAAUGCAAUAUUUCACUGAUGAAUAAUUUAUUUUGCAAGCUUAUAGAAAGAUUACAUUUCCACAUUAUUUUGAAAUGUCUUUUUAUGUAUUUAUGAUUUUUAAUGUUAUUGUACUAGAUUUUAUCAUUUGUACAUAAAAACUUUACAUCAUUGUUUUAUUGAUAUAUGUCAUAUAUAUGUUAUUGUAAUAAUAAAAACUGUGAUGCUUAA